Molecule: messenger RNA, 2394 nt
Organism: Macadamia integrifolia
Lineage: Eukaryota; Viridiplantae; Streptophyta; Magnoliopsida; Proteales; Proteaceae
Product: two-component response regulator ORR21-like
Exons: 6
Coding region: 439-2394 (651 amino acids)
Biological process (GO): cytokinin-activated signaling pathway; phosphorelay signal transduction system
Molecular function (GO): DNA binding; DNA-binding transcription factor activity
Source: RefSeq, a predicted model, not a curated record
GCUCUCGCUGUCUUUUUGGUCGUCCUUUCUCUUCUUUUACUAAUAUUCUUUUCUUCUUUUUUCCUUUCUCUUUGAAAGCCUGAAGCCGAGGUCGUUUCCUCUGGAUCAGUGGAUCGGGAGAUUCUGACCUCAAAGUGAGUUGUAAUUGGUUGAAGAUUCUCGUUUUAUAGAAGAACUAACGAAGAUUUAACAGUGAUUCCUUUCCAGAUCUGUGAUUAUUUGAGCUCAGAGUGAUUCGGGAUAGAGGAAAACAGUCUUUGAAGGUAGAUAAAAAGGAAAGAUUUUUAGAUCUGGUGUGAAAUGGUGGUGAUGUCGAUUUCACAACCUGUUCAUAGGAAGGAUCCGCCAUGGUGGAGGAUCUAGUUGUAUUGAGCUCGUUUGGGACGAAAAAGAGCUGGGUUUGAACUUUGAAGGGUUUGUUGUGGAUAUUCUCUGGUAAUGGCUACUGUGCAGAAACUGUCGGCGACGAGUCUUAGUACGACUGCUAGUAGUUAUGGAUCUUGUAAAGCUGAUACUGCUGCAAUAGAUCAGUUUCCUGUUGGCUUGAGAGUGCUUGUUGUGGAUGAUGAUACAACCUGUUUGAGGAUUUUGGAGCAGAUGCUUCGGAAAUGCUCGUAUCGUGUUACAACUUGCUCCCAGGCUGCUAUUGCUCUAGACCUGCUUCGCGAAAGGAAAGGUUCUUUUGAUGUGGUAAUAAGUGAUGUUUAUAUGCCUGAUAUGGAUGGAUUUAAGCUCCUUGAACAUGUUGGCCUAGAGAUGGACCUACCUGUUAUUAUGAUGUCUUGUGAUGCAAGAACCAGUGCUGUGAUGAAAGGAAUCAAACAUGGGGCUUGUGAUUAUUUGAUUAAGCCCGUACGCUUAGAAGAGCUGAAGAAUAUAUGGCAGCAUGUUGUCAGAAAAAAGUGGAGUGAGAAUAAAGAACAUGAACAAUCUGGUAGUGCGGAAGAAAAUGAUCGAACUAAACGAGGGGAUGAUGCUGACUAUGCUUCUUCCAUUAAUGAAGGAACAGAUGGCAGUUGGAAAGGUCAGAAAAAGAGGAGGGAUCCUAAAGAUGAUGAAGAUGAGGGUGAUUUGGAAAAUGAUGACCCGGGUACAUCAAAGAAACCCCGUGUCGUGUGGUCAGUGGAAUUGCAUCAACAAUUUGUCAGUGCUGUGAAUCAGCUUGGAAUUGAGAAGGCUGUUCCCAAGAGAAUUCUUGAAUUGAUGAAUGUUCCAGGUUUAACUAGAGAAAAUGUUGCAAGCCAUUUGCAGAAAUUCAGACUAUAUUUAAAGAGGUUAAGUGGAGUAGCUCAGCAACAAGGGGGGAUUUCCAAUUCAUUCUGUGGGCCGGUAGAAUCAAAUGCAAAACUUGGUUCACUAGGCAGACUUGAUAUCCAAGCAUUGGCUGCCUCUGGUCAAAUUCCUCCUCAGACACUGGCUGCUUUGCAGGCUGAGCUUUUGGGUCGGCCAACAGGUGGCCUGGUGUUGCCAGCAAUGGACCAACCAGUUCUUCUUCAAGCAUCGUUACAAGGACCCAAAUGCAUUCCAGUUGAACGUGGUGUGGCAUUCGGUCAACCCAUUAUAAAAUGUCAAUCGAACAUAGCCAAACAGUUUCCGCAAUCCAACAUGUCUGUUGAGGAUAUUCCUUCUGGGUUUGGAACCUGGCCACCUAAUUCUCUUGGUGCUGUUGGUCCUUCAGGUAAUUUUGGGGGGCUAAACACUCAGAACAAUAAUAUGUUGAUGCAAAUGCUACAGCAGCAGCAGCAUCCACAACAGGGUGUGCUAUCUGAACCCAGCCACACAAUUAAUGUUCAGCCUUCUUGCCGUGUUGUCCCCUCCCAAUCAUCGGCCAGUUAUCAGGCAGGAAGCAGUACCGUUCCCCUCGAUCAGAGCUCUAACUUUAAUAGCAGUGCCAUUAUUGAUUACAGCUUGCUUUCUUCUCAACCCAAUAGCGUCUCAUUGGGUAUUGGACAAGUAGUUGAUGGGGAUCUCAAAAAUACUGGUGUGCUUAAUGGGUAUACAAUUCCAGCUUCUAAUUCCUCGCCAGCGUCAUCUUGUGCGGUCCGAGCUGACAACUGCUCAAGUUGGCAAGUUCAAAACUCAUCCGUAUCUUUUAGUACUGCCAGCCAAUUGCCAGGGUUCAUCUCUAAUCCAUGCGAGAUUCAACACUGUUAUGACACAAAAGCAGCAACCAUAGAGGAUACUUGCCAAUAUGAAAUAAGAAUAAGAGUGGAGAAGACAUUGAAACUUAAAUACACAGCUUCCAAAAAAAAGAAAAAAAGAGGAAACUUAAACACAAAGCUUUUGAUGACGGAGAAAACCCUAGGUAGGGAAAAACUCCGGAGCAGGGUGGAUGCUCAGCCUGGUUUCACUAUGGAAAAAAAAGAGUUCAGGAUACAACAGGAAUCAAUGUGA